Molecule: messenger RNA, 1457 nt
Organism: Caenorhabditis elegans
Lineage: Eukaryota; Metazoa; Nematoda; Chromadorea; Rhabditida; Rhabditidae
Gene: cutl-5
Product: ZP domain-containing protein
Exons: 7
Coding region: 33-1346 (437 amino acids)
Cellular component (GO): plasma membrane
Source: RefSeq, marked reviewed
UGAAAAAAACGGCUUUCAUUUGACAAAUCAUAAUGCUAAUAUCUAUCGUCUGGUAUUCGUUUUUCUUUAUAACAGUUGUCUCCUCGCUCAAGUAUCCAAAUGAAAUCGUUGACACACCAAUUGUGAUUUGCGAAGAAGACAAAAUUAUAAUCAAGAUAAAAACUUCAAUGUCAAAUCCAUCAAAUAUCUACGUAGAUGGACGGGAAAAUGAUAUGGAAUGUGUGUCAAGGAAUCAGAACAAAAUUGAAGUUGCACAUGAUAAGUGUGGAGUUGUAAAUGAGAAAACGGAACAACCAAAUGGUUCAAUUCGUCGUCUAUGUAUAUUCGUACAACUUCAUCCACUUUUCGUCACUGAAUCUGAUCGUAGUUACUGUGCUCAAUGUGUAUAUGCUGAUUCUCAUGUAAUGAAGGAUAUUGAAUCAACACUGGAUAUAAGUGAAGCUCCGCCUCUUCAACUUUCACCUCAAUUCGAUGCUCCUGUAAUGCCAAAGUGUAAUUAUUCGAUAAGAAAACAAGGAAAAGAUGGUCCACCAGUACAGUAUGCUUCAAUUGGAGACAGUGUAUUCCAUGUUUGGAGUUGUGAUGGAAAUCAUAACGGGAUUCUAGUACAGAAUUGCCAUGUGGAAGAUGGACAGGGAAAUAAGAUUCUUAUUAUUGAUCAAAAUGGAUGUGGAAUUGAUCAUUAUGUUAUGGAUACUCCAAUAUAUAAUGGAGAACAAUCGAUUGCAUUUCAAGAAACUCAUGUGUUCAAAUUUGCUCAAAGAACAGUAACACGUUUUAUCUGUCAAAUCAAGAUUUGUAUGAAAGGGGAUGACUGUAAACGAUUAUCGCCACCUGAAGCAUGUCCGUCUUUAGAAGAACGAUUCAACGAAGAUCCAGACAAAGGAAAAGUAUUUGCAGAUGAGAUCCAUCCUCCAGCUUCAAUGCCUUCUGAUUUGACUGGCCCUAAUGGAGAUACUUCAGUUGAAUUUGUUCGUAGAGCACCAGCCAAGGGAAGCAUUUACUAUGGCGUUGGUUAUAAUCCAAAACGACAUCGACGUGAGAUUCUGAUCAACACUGCUCCACGUUCACCAAAACAAUUUGUAAUGAAAAAUGGAUAUCCAGAAAUGGAAAUGGUCGGAGAAUUAAGAGUUUUCGAGAAUCCACAAGAUGUUGAGUAUUACGAAUCCCAACGAUCCUCCGCUUCAGCUACAUCGUCUGUCUGCGAAUCACAAUCUUCUACAUUGUUCUUCUGUCUUCUUGUUACUGCUCUCGUUGUACUCUCGAUCCUGCUCAUCUCGCUUUUCUUGCUAGUUUCCUCUCGAAUUCGUUCCGGCAAAAACAAUUCAAUGCAUUUCGCACAAUGAUUCUCCAUCUCAUACACUGAGAUCCGACCUAGUCGUGUUGUCUUUUUAUAUUUAUUGCAUUCGGUAUAAAAUUUAUUCAGUUCAAAAUUUUCAAAUAAACACGAAUUUGAU